Molecule: messenger RNA, 1029 nt
Organism: Microtus ochrogaster (prairie vole)
Lineage: Eukaryota; Metazoa; Chordata; Mammalia; Rodentia; Cricetidae
Product: H-2 class I histocompatibility antigen, Q10 alpha chain-like
Exons: 1
Coding region: 459-722 (87 amino acids)
Biological process (GO): positive regulation of T cell mediated cytotoxicity; immune response; antigen processing and presentation of endogenous peptide antigen via MHC class Ib
Cellular component (GO): external side of plasma membrane
Molecular function (GO): peptide antigen binding; signaling receptor binding
Source: RefSeq, a predicted model, not a curated record
GCUGUAUGUGGGAAUUUCAGAGAACCACUCAGACUCACGGUGAUCCAUCCCCACACACCCACAAAAGCAUUAAACUCCACAGAGAGGAACAAACACCCAAUCUCGUAAAGUUCUCUAAAUACAGAGGAUGGGGCCAACGGUGCCCUGCAUCCUCCUUCUGUUGUUUGCGGCUCUCCUUGCCCCAAUUCAGGCCUCUGCGGGUGAGUGAGGGAUGGAGAGAGAAAUUGUCUCUGCGGGGAGGAGCGAGGGCACCGGGCAGACACAGCACCACUGAAAGCCACGUCUCCGCCCUCUCCCAACUAGAUCUCCCCUCUUCCGGAGAUGGGGAGCCUCUGCCAAGUUCCCUUCUCCAAUCCUCAUCCUGAGCCCUGCGCCCUGCACCCUUCCCAGCAGGUGCAAAAGUACCCCGGUCUGACCCGGUGCAUGAUCACCGCGCUGCACUCCCAGGCUCACACGGCAUGAGGUAUUUCAUCACCGUCUUCUACAAUCCUGGCUACGACAAACGUCUUCGGUUCAUGGUCAUGGGCUACGUGGACAACACGCAGAUCUUGAGCUUUGACAGCGAGGUGAGCCAGCGAGUGGAGCCGCGGGUGCCAUUUAUGGCGCAAGAUCCAGAGCAUUUGGAGGAGCUGGCGCUUUUCGGCCGGCGCGUCUUAUUAAUUGGCCGAAUCGAACUUUGGACCCUGUUCGGCUUCCGUAGCCAGAAGGAGAAUGGUGAGUGAUCAUAGACUCAAAAGAUUAGCCUACAAUCUCGGCAUAUUACUAGGGCCAUGAAAAAAUACUUGGGUUAGUGAAAUCAGCCAAGUUCCGUCAUCCUGGAAAAGGUUGAGAAAAUGUAUUUGUGUUUCAUUUUAGUUUGAAAUAAGUUUUGAUCCAUCACGCUUAGGCUAUGUGUAUUGAGUGGGGCUAACCUAGGAGCUCCUACUGACCUCCCUGGCUGCAACAGGGUCUCACACUAUCCAGUGGCUGUGCGGUUGUGACACCGGGCCAGACCACCGCCUCCUCCGUGGGUAUAAGCGGAUGGCUUAU